UUAUUAGACAAAGAAAUUAUUGUUCUAAAUAAAUAAACAAAAAUCUAAAGCAAUCAUGAGUGUGACAGUAGACGACGAAGAAAAUUGUCGAAAGUAUGUCGAUAAUUACAAGACAUUAGAAGCAAUAAAAUAUUUAUACCAAAAAUAUCCACACAUAAUCUCACAUCUGAAGUAUGAAGUCAGACUAGCGGAUCGUGAAAAAGAUUAUUACUUUCCCGAUAAUUUGGAUCCAUAUCCAGCAAUUGUCGUAUCAACAAGAAUAGAUGAUAUAUUAUGUGGUUUGUUAUCAUGUAAUCUAUUUACCGACAAGGAAAAGUGUACAGCAUCUUCAAAAGCAACGCGUUAUCCAGUAGGUGACGCUGAUCUUAUUAAAACCGAUAAAAACAAAUGGUCCGGCCUUUCAUGUCAGCCAUCUUGUUAUAAUCUACUCAAAGAAAAUAACGGCGAUCAAAAAAAAAAUCCACUUACAUUAACUUAUCACAAAGAUCAAUGCGUUCUAAUAUCAUCGCAUGCUAAAUCAUAUAUGGAAUUUCCUAGUAAACGUGCAACAGUACCUGAACAUCGCAUUACUGAUAUUCCCGUUGGUUUCGACCGAGCCGAUGGCGAGCAUCCUUAUUCAUUGAGUGGCAUUAAAUAUCACUUCAAUAAAACGUAUUGUGAUUCAUUUUACGAUGAAUAUUGUUCAUCUAGACAAGUGUGUUACGUUCACUGGUCGAAAAGAUAUAUCGGUAAUAUUAUUCUCGGUGAAUACAUUAUUAAAUCAUGCCAAGCAUUAGAUAAUUAUGUACAUUAUGGCUCCGAUCUUCCGCCAUCUUCAAUGGAUACAAAAGAAGUUGAGAGUACAUCAUUAUUUGUACUCAAAAAUUGGUUAAACUAUGUUAAUGAUAAAUUUAUAUUACCGGAUGAAAAAAUCGAAGACCUUAUAGGAGCAUUGAAUGCCGGUAAGGUAGGAAGCGUUGAAAUCCAACCUGAAGAAUCGACGGUCAAAGAUCGUUCGCGGAUUGAACGUAAUAUAAAUAGCGAAGGCAGCCCGAAAUUAGAUUCCGAAAAACGUCUUAGGUUAGAACAAGAUGCUAAAUCGAUUCAUAAUAAAUCAGUACGGGUUAAAAGAAUGGCGGACCAGGAAUUUUGGCUUGUGACCCUAUUAAAAGCACUUGCUAAUAUGCCAGGAACACGAGAAUUUUGGGAGGGAGUUGGUUUAGAUAUGGUGUAUGGUAAGAUAAUUGAUAAGAUGAAGGAACGUGUGUUAAAUGCACUCACAAAAAUAAGUGAAGGAGCAUUAGAAAAUUUGGUUAAGACUGUAUUUAAACAAUCGGCACUACGUAUUACGGAAUCGAUUGCAUUUAAAGUAGCAUCUAAAUUAAUAAUUGGUCUUCUCAAAUUUGUUUCUCAAUUAUUAACUGUCGUUGGUAUACUAACAGCUGUGUUGGGAAUUUUCGACAUGCUUGUUGGAUUUGCUGAUCCGCUUAAAUUGAACAAUAAAUAUCCAGAUGAUUAUCUUGAUAAUUUUAUGUACAUGGCUGAACAUCGAACGCGACUGAGUUAUGAUAUGAUAAAACCGGUGUUGACAUUUGAUAUAUUGUCGCGAAUGCUGCUUAACGACGAAGAGACAUUUUCUUUAGAAAUUAACCUUAUUAAAUAUCAAUCUAAGUACUGGCAGAAUUUACAUGUUAAUUCUGAAGGAUCGGUUAUUAAUUGGGGAGAUAAGGUUAACAUGCAUGAAGAUGCUAACAUUAAUCUUGAUGACUUUGAUUUUAGUUUGUUACGAUUGUAUUCGCAGAAAGAUCUGUAUGAGUAUGAAAAAGAUCACAUGGAACGUAUCAAAGUUGUUGAUAAAAUUAAAAACAUUAAUUACUUAUGCGGAGGUGCUCUAAUUGUUUGUUUGGCACUGAAGUAUUUUAUAUUUGUUAUCAUUAUCGCUCUCACUAUAUGUUUGUUGAGUUAUGUACAAUAUUUAGCACUUGGUAUGGACGACAUAUCUGAUAUUACUUAUUACUUCUUAUAAUGACAUGUUUGCAUAUAUCGGGUAUCAAAAUUAACUCAACUAAUACUUGAUUUGAAAUAAUUGAAGAAUUACUAUUGAUGAAUUGAAAUUUUUUUUUAUUAA
This is a messenger RNA of Microplitis mediator, 2107 nucleotides long. RefSeq lists its product as uncharacterized. Gene Ontology annotation, biological process: viral life cycle. The transcript has a single exon. The record is from RefSeq and is a predicted model, not a curated record. Bases 56 to 2005 code for a protein of 649 amino acids. NCBI's taxonomy places the organism in Eukaryota, Metazoa, Arthropoda, Insecta, Hymenoptera, Braconidae.